Molecule: messenger RNA, 441 nt
Organism: Cercopithifilaria johnstoni
Lineage: Eukaryota; Metazoa; Nematoda; Chromadorea; Rhabditida; Onchocercidae
Source: the annotation of a GenBank genome assembly
AUGUGGGAAAGAGCUACAACAUCUUUUUGGCGUUUGGGCAAAAGAUUCAGAAAUUCUGGAAAGGGAAUUGAUAGGAAAAAUCACAAAAACAACGACAGCAGUGGAACUAAAAAACACGUAAAAAACAAAUCAGCGGAGGGCACCUUUCUUCGGAGUCAGCCGUUCACAUCAAGUUUACCCUCUGCAACGCAUGUUUCGUAUCUUUCGUCGAUUCUUUCUUCACUGUGGCCUUCUGAUGGGGCGAGGGAAAUAGAAAAGGUUGACAUGAAAACACAGCGUAUAAAAGCAGUUAGUAAACCAAAGUCGGCACUUUUCGACCAAACGAAAUCAUUUGUGUCAAGCUUACUCUCUGCAGAAACAGAUGGCUCUGUGUUGUUGAAAACACGAGAAUUGUGUAAGCAUUAUAUGGAAUAUCCUGAGGCGCGUGCUGCUGGGUUCCAG